Plutella xylostella (diamondback moth) is the source of this 2804-nucleotide messenger RNA. The record is from RefSeq and is a predicted model, not a curated record. NCBI's taxonomy places the organism in Eukaryota, Metazoa, Arthropoda, Insecta, Lepidoptera, Plutellidae.
GGUACUUUAAAAGGACUUAAGUUACCGUAAAGUGUUAUCUAAGGGGUUUUAAUUACUCAGUGGCCAGUUUACCAUACACGCGUCGAAUAUUAUUGAUCUUGGCCGCUUUUUUUCAGGAAACCUUCACAAUUAUUUCACAAUACUUUUUAUCUAUUAUCUAUACAUUGCAACACAUGAUUUGUAUCUGUCUAUUACAUAAAUAACCUUUACUUUACUUUAUCGUUAUUUAAUCUUACUGAAACCUUCAGAAACACGAUGGGUGCGGGGGACCUCUCUGAAGAACUGAAGAAAUAUUGUUUGCAAACGGAACUGAAAGAAGAGGGUGCCAUGAAGAAGGCGAUGUUUGUGGUGAAGGGCGCUCCGGGGGACCAGGAGCCCAGGGUUGACGUGGAGCUGGAGGAGGCGCUUGAUAUCGCUGGUGCCGGCCGCUACCAGCUGUGGCACUGUCUGCUCAUGGUGCUAGUCCUCAGCUCAGCUCUGCUCGAGAUCAUCGGCUCGGCCUUCGUGCUGCCGGCGGCGCAGUGCGACCUGGACAUACCUGACGCGCUGAAGGGGGCGCUUAUUGGACUGCCUAAUAUUGGUAUAAUCCUAACAGCGACAGUGUGGGGUCGCCUAGCAGACUCGCGGGGGCGGCGGCCCGUGAUGCUGGCGUCCACCGCCGCCGCGGGCACCCUGGGCGCGCUGGCUGCUUUCAUGCCCAACCUGCCGUGCUAUGCUGUGUUCAAGUUUGCUGCUUCGCUGUUUCUGUCCUGCCCGUCGUCUCUUUCCUUCGCGUACGGAGGCGAGCUGGUGCCGCGCCGGCGCCGCGACCUCGCUGUGCUGGUUCUGAGUGCUAUGCUCAUGAUGAUGUCCACGCUCAGUCCAGUGAUAGCGUGGGCAAUCCUGCCCUUCAACUACCGGGUACCCCUCGGGUCAAUAACCUUCAGGCCGUGGCGUCUGCUCACGAUCGUCUACUCGCUGCCACUGCUUCUGUCGUCUGUGCUCCUGGUAUUCGCCAAGGAAAGCCCCAAGUUCCUGCUGACCAGGGGGCGAGCUGAUGAGGCGUUAGAAGUGCUGAGGAGCAUCUAUGAGACUAAUACUGGAUACCCGAGGGAGAGCUUUCCGGUGGCAUCCCUCAAGGUGCGCGAGGACAUUCCCUCAGAAGCCGGCUCGGAGCUGGCGCUGGCUCAGCCGCGACAGUCCUCGGCUCUGGACCUGCUGAGACCCCCGCAUCUCAAGUGGAUGGCUCUUACUGGCUUCCUCAUGUUUGGGGUGUUUUGUUUACUGAACGGCCUCUGGAUCUUCUCCACGGACACCAUCAACAAGGUGAUGGCGGAUAGCGGGGCGCAGGAUGGCACCAUCUGCAUCCUCAUGAACCAGCUGCAGAACCAGACCUCAAACGCCACCUGCACCGACGACAUCUCAACCGACACCUUCUCCAUCAUGAGCAUCACCACCUUCGUCUACGGCCUGGUGGUGUUCGGGGUCAUCCUCAGCCCUCUGUCUAAGAAGAGUCUCCUGGUGUUCACCUACGUGGUGUGUGGAGUAGCGAGCCUGCUGUCCGGGGCGCUGCGGCAGAGGAUGGUGGCCGGGGUCGCCAUGUCCGCGCUGCAGGUCACCGCGCUGGGGGUCGGCCCGCUCACGGCGUACGCUGUGCACCUGUUCCCUACUAGCUUGAGGGGCACAGCGGUGGGCACGUUGCUGAUGUUCGGGCGCGUGGGCUCCGUGGUGGGCGCCAACGUGGCGGGAGUGUCGUUGGCCGUCGCCUGCAGUGCUACCUUCUACGGCUUCUCUGCGCUCCUGUUCCUGUGCGCCGCACUGAGCCUCCUGCUUCCCAAGGAGGCCUCCACCACAGACGACACCGACAGCAGAAACAGCUGAUAUUCAAGCACCUGUACCUGUACAGCUGGGUGCUGACGUUACGAGGUGUAACGUAACAUGUUACGCGGCGAACAUUCGUGUGGGCGAUUCGAAACUAGCGGUUCUUUAGAUAGAUAGAUGAAUAGAGUAUUCUUUAUUUGUACCGCAAAAAGAUUAAUAAAAUUAACAAGUGAAAACUUAAUUAUAAAAGGCGGUCUUAUCACUUAAAGCGAUCUCUGCCAGACAACGUUUAGCCUGAAUGUUUGCUAUGUAACAUGUUAGGUACAAUAUAUUCUCGUAACAUUCGUCAGUAGCCAGCUUAAUGCCUACCUGACCUGAGUACUUAGUAAUAAUAAUAAACAUAAUUAAUUAUAAUUAUAAUAAUGUAGCUAUUUGUAAAUGGGGAUGUGUGAUGUUGUUAUUUCACGUCGUCUUUAAGCGACGCGACGACACUAUGGUAUGAUUUAUUGACUGUAACUUUGUGAAAAAUCGUGUUAAAUACAUAUAAACUAUGUGAGUAAGAAUAAGGUGUCUACAUUCAAUUAUAAUAUUAUGUACUUAGCAAAGUAUACAUACAAUCGAUAAAUUAUGUCUGUUUAAAUUCAUUCCUUAGGGAUAAGAAAACCCUAAUUUUGCAUUGAUUGAUUUAUAAUAUUGUUUUGAAUUCGGGUCAAACGGAUUUUCACGAUAAUACCUUCAUAUUGUUCACAUACUGACUGCUACAUAUUACUACGGAUUGUAAAGUAAAUAACUAAGGAUUUAUUUAAGUUUAACGAAAUGUAAAUGAUUAAGAUAAAAGUAACAAAUAAAGUACUUUAUUUGUAUUUAUAGUCGUAGUUAAAACAACGUAUUUUAGUUGGGAAGAGUGUCAAUCAAGAUAUUAAGUUAUUUUUACACAUGACAAUUACGAGCUUGUAUACUGUAUAAAUGAGAUUAUAUUUUUAUAUAAAUUUUGUUAUAUCUGA